Molecule: messenger RNA, 1449 nt
Organism: Cokeromyces recurvatus
Lineage: Eukaryota; Fungi; Mucoromycota; Mucoromycetes; Mucorales; Mucoraceae
Product: Rho GTPase activation protein
Exons: 4
Coding region: 85-1305 (406 amino acids)
Biological process (GO): activation of GTPase activity; signal transduction; regulation of fungal-type cell wall organization
Cellular component (GO): cell cortex
Molecular function (GO): GTPase activator activity
Source: RefSeq, a predicted model, not a curated record
AUUUUUUUUUUCUCUCUCUCUUUUUUUUUUCAUUUUUUUUUCUCCAUUCCUUUUAUUAUUUUUUUUUUAUUUCCUUUUUACUUGAUGGAUACCGAAUCUAGUAAAGACACACCAAUAAAGAGUUGGUGGAGAAAGGUCACACAUAAUUCAAACAAUAAGCCAACUUCUUCUCAAAAGCAAGAGGAUCAAAUCUUUGGUGUCCCCUUGCAAGAUAGUUUACGUUGUGCUCGAGCUGCUAUUGCUUAUGUCGAUAAUGAUAUUCAAUAUGUUGGUUUUAUUCCUGUCAUUGUUGCUAAAUGCGGCUCUUUUCUUAAAGACCAAGGUCUUUAUACUGAAGGUGUGUUCCGUAUGAGCGGCAGUGCUAAAAGAAUUGGUCAACUACAACAUAUAUUCAAUACACCACCUGAUUAUGGAAGACAAUUAGAUUGGAAAGGCUUUUCAGUACACGACGCUGCUAAUGUUCUUCGACGUUAUUUAAACUAUUUGCCUGAACCAGUCAUUGUACAUCAACUUUAUCAACCUUUUCGCGAUGUUAUUUUAACAGAUAAUACAAGUGAUGAGGAAAAAGUGUCUCAGUUUCAGAGUUUGAUAGAACAAUUACCAGAACAUCAUCAGUAUCUUUUGUUUUAUUUGUUGGAUUUGAUUUCACUUUUUAGUCAAAAUGUGCAAAUUACGAAAAUGGAUACAUUUAAUCUUGCUUCAGUUUUUACACCUGGUAUGCUUUUGAAUCCAGAACAUGCAUUAAAUCCAGCUCAAUAUAAAACAUCACAAAGGGUAGUUCAAUUUUUAGUAGAACAUCAACAUUGUUUUAAGAUGCCUCGAUCUUCUCGUUUCACUAUGCUUAAUCAACAACAAAAAGAAACAGAAACUGAAACAAAGGAUCAGCAUAAUGAAAUCUCAAAUACAACUGAAACUGUCACAAAUAACAUAACCAUCACAACAUCACCUCUUUCUGCACCUCAUCGUCAUAAUAGUCAUCCCACGUCAUAUAACACUACUCAUACUUUCAACACUACUAAUACUAAUAAUAAUACUAAUAAUAAUACUAUUAAUAAUACCUCUAAUCACCCUUAUCAUCAUCACCAUCAUCAUCAUCAUCAUCAGAAAUCAGUGGAUUGGACAGGUAUCUUGGCAUCUUCAUCAAACUCAUCAAGACCUUUGUCUGUUAUCAUGUCAUCCGGUAAAGAACAAAGAGUAAAGAGAGCAAAGACAAUGCCUUCAAGGAGAUCAAGAUAUGGUCCUAAUGAUCCCUUACAAAUCGUUCAACUUAACAGAUCCAUCAUUGAAGCUGGCCAUAAUAAAUAAUCAUAUUAGUAUAGUCCUUUAUAUAGUUUUUUUUUUCUCUCUUUUAUACGCUUACAUUUAUAGUUAAAUCUUUCAAUUAUAUACACAUACAAAUAUAUUAAAAUAAAGAAAAAAAAUUUGCAAUUGAAGCAAAAAGAAAAGAAA